This is a messenger RNA of Belonocnema kinseyi, 2158 nucleotides long. RefSeq names its product zinc finger MYM-type protein 5-like. Lineage: Eukaryota; Metazoa; Arthropoda; Insecta; Hymenoptera; Cynipidae. Bases 315 to 1256 code for a protein of 313 amino acids. The transcript has 3 exons. The record is from RefSeq and is a predicted model, not a curated record.
CGAGAAAUUAAAAAAAAAAAAAAAAACGAAACUCAAAACCACAGUUUGGAGAACUCUGAUAAAGGCACACUCUUCGCGUCGUUUCAAAAGUUGUUUAUAUAUCUUCAUAAUCCAGGUGCUCGCUAACUCGUCGGUUUAUAAACAUUAAAGAUUUGUCGGGCGACAGGAGAUUAUAUCAACUUUUGAUUUUAGUGUAACUUUAUGUGUUCGUAGCUCGUACAUCAUAUGUAGAGUGAAUAAUUUUCUUCUUUAUACUUGAUGAAGUAUUCAAAUACGUAAAUCGAAAAUCGCAUCUUUUAAAGAUAAAAUCAACGAUGUCAAAGAGACCAUCGGGUGCCGAAUAUAGAAAAUUAAAGAAACGAAGAGAAGAGGAAGACAGACAAAAUGCAAAUCGUACUAAGCUCAUGGACAAAUAUAUAUGUAUUUCUACUGCAGCGACUUUGGCUCCAAUUGAGGCUCCUCUUAUAUUGCAAGUAAAUAAAGCGGAAACACCUGUAAUUGCAUUGACCGAAGAACUUUCAAUUCAAAACUCAUCAAAAGAACUUCAAAUUUCGACAAUUUUGUCAUCAGAAGAGGCUAUUCCAUCUUCAUCAUUGGAACCACUUCCAACAUCAACACCAUCAGAAGUGCUUCCAAUUUCUGAAAAGAACAUAGAAGAGCCAAAAGUUCCGAUUGACACACUAUCUAUAAAUUAUAACGAUCCAACUUCGUGGCCUCCAAUGUCUGAUAAAAUUAAACAAAUACUUGUUGCUCAUGGUUCAGAUCAAGGUAAUGACAUAAAUUUUAAGGAAUUACCAAAGAAUGCAUCGGGAAGAAGGUUAAAAAAAGACUGGUUUUUAGAUAAGCAACAAAAUGGCGAGAAAAUUGAAAGAAAGUGGCUUAUUUAUUUUAAAAAUAAAAAUGCAAUUUUUUGUUUUCCUUGCUUAGUGUUUGAUGAUUCUAAUCAUUCAAAGCAUUUAGCGAAUUCGGCGGAGGGAUUUAAUGACUGGAAACAUUUGAGUCCCACAUUACCAGAUCAUGAAAAUUCCAUUGCUCAUCGUGACAAUUAUGUUAAGUGGAAGCUUCUUGAAAAAAAUAUUAGAAAUAAUGUCCUCAUUGAUGAUUACGUAAUCAGUCAAUUUGAGGAAGAAAAAAAGAAGUGGCGUGAAAUUUUAAAAGUCAUUAUUGACGUUAUUUUAUUUUGUGCUUCAAACAAUCUAACGCUUAGAGGACCAGUUGAACAAAUUGGAAAUCCUGAAGCAGAAAUGAAGAGAUAACCAUUCAAGCUAAAAAGUGAAGUGGACGAGGAUUUGGAGGAGAUAAGUGUGAUAACCCCAGCGAACUUUAAUUACUUGGAAGAGGAGACGAAGAUACCAAAGUGGAUGAGGAAAUCAUAGAAGAGAAACGAACCCCGAAAAAUAACAGAAGAACAUUAACACCCCAUGUGGAAAUCAGCCCAACUUAGCCCAACUAAUAAUUAGGCCCCAACUGAGCAGCCCAAUUAACAAAAAGUGACAUUAAUUCACAAAUUAUUUUCAUUAAAUCAUUACGUAUGUGCAAUCUAACCCAAAUCUUGAAACUUUACCAAUUAUUCCGAAUUUUUCAUUAUCAAUACUUAUGUUGAUAAAGUUGGUGAGUAUUUUAUUCUGUGCUUGGGCGUAUAUUGGGUUUACACAUAGAAUGCGCAAAGUGGGCGCUAUCGGAGCAAACUAGUCGGGCACCAAUCAUUAGGCACCUUCAUUAGGCGUACCCAUAGAACGCCCAUAGUGGGCAUCAUAAAUUAUUUGACAGAUUACUCUAAUCGUAAGAUUCAGUGGAUGCAAUCCCAGCCAAAUCCUGAAUACAUUCUCAUUAUUCCGAAAUUUCAAUUGUCAAAACUUAUGUAGAUAAAUCCGAUCAGUGCUUGAUUUUUUACUUAAUUGGGCUUAAAUUGAGCUCACCCGUAGAACGCCCAAAGUAAGCACUAUUGAAGCAAACGAGUCUGGUCGCACAAAAUGUAACUCCAGUUAUAUCGAUAGAGGGCAGUAGAAAGAUAAAAUAUCGGCUGUGGUCAACUGCUAUUUACUUCGGUAAAGUUAUUGUAAACUGUAUCCGUUUAGGAAUAAAUAAAUAAAUCGAUAGUGCUGAUAAAAAACACCGUGCGAAUAGUGAAUUAGGCUCACGGGUUGAAAAAUAAUGA